Messenger RNA from Histoplasma mississippiense, 876 nucleotides. RefSeq lists its product with no specific name. Gene Ontology annotation, molecular function: serine-type endopeptidase activity. The record is from RefSeq and is a predicted model, not a curated record. Bases 1 to 876 code for a protein of 291 amino acids. The transcript is spliced from 3 exons. NCBI's taxonomy places the organism in Eukaryota, Fungi, Ascomycota, Eurotiomycetes, Onygenales, Ajellomycetaceae. Gene Ontology annotation, biological process: proteolysis.
AUGCAUUGUCACGGCGGACCUAUCUCCUGUUUCAAGAAUGAAUGGCCGGACAUUGAUAUUAGCGCUUUCCUCACAGCAAAUGGGUACGCCCUAUUCCGCCCAAAUCCCCGUGGUUCGACAGGGCGUGGGCAAGAUUUCGUCCGCCAGAUAUACGGCAACAUGGGCGGAGUGGACUGCCAAGACCUGUUGAGCGGGAUCGAGCAUCUAGUCGGGACCGGGUUGGCAGCCAGGUCGCGGAUUGGCGUAACAGGCGGGAGUUACGGGGGAUUCAUGACGAACUGGAUAGUGACACAAACAGAUUUGUUCGCAGCAGGAGUCGCUGUCGCACCUAUUUCAGAUUGGGUGUCCCUACAUGGCACUUUAAACAUUCCGAGAUGUGACCGCAUAUUGCUCGACGCUGAUCCGUACUGCGUGGGCGGGGAGUAUCAAAAGAGGAGCCCGCUGAUGUUUGCGGGGAGGUACCGGACGCCUGUGCUACAAAUUGCAGGAAAAGAUGAUCCUUGCGCUCCGCCCACACAAGCUAUGAUGUAUCACCGGGCAUUGGUGGAAAAGGGGGUGGAGUCAGCCUGCGCACUGUAUCCUACUGAAGGCCAUCGCGUCCGCAAGUUCCCAGCAUACGUUGAUUAUUUUGCGAGAUUGGGCUGGUUUGAGCAGCUUAUGCCUGUGAAAAUGUAUCCAUCAGGUAGCUGUUCCGAUGACCAAUAUUUUGGAAAUCAUCCAUUUCCGACAGUUAUGAGCGCGAUACAGGAUCCGAUUCUACGCAGACAAUAUCUUCUGGUGAGGCAGUGCCCUAAUAUGACCCUAACUGGGCACCGGAUAGUAGCGUCGUCGCCCUGUGAGGAUGAGCAAGAUUAUAGGUAUCAACCAACUAGUUAA